Messenger RNA from Coniosporium apollinis CBS 100218, 966 nucleotides. RefSeq lists its product as uncharacterized. The transcript has 2 exons. Bases 1 to 966 code for a protein of 321 amino acids. The record is from RefSeq and is a predicted model, not a curated record. NCBI's taxonomy places the organism in Eukaryota, Fungi, Ascomycota, Dothideomycetes.
AUGAAGCUCACUCAACUCUAUCUCGCCGCGAUCGCCACUACUGGCCUCGUUGGUGCCCUCCCAACCCUCACUAGCCGCGAUGAUUUGAUCGCCCGUGACGGCGGCAACCCAGGAGGCAACCAAGGAGGCAACAAAGGCGGCUACGGCGGCGGUUACGGCGGCGGCUAUGGUGGCGGCGGCUACGGAGGCAACCAAGGUGGCAACAAAGGCGGCAACCAAGGUGGCAACUACGGAGGCGGCCAAGGAGGUGGCAACUACGGAGGCGGCCAAGGAGGCGGCCAAGGAGGCGGCCAAGGAGGCGGUCAAGGUGGUGGUCAAGGCGGCGGUCAAGGCGGCGGCCAAGGCGGAAACCAGGGAGGUAAGGGCGGAAACCAGGGCGGAAACCAAGGUGGCAACUACGGAGGCGGUCAAGGAGGUGGACAGGGCGGUGGACAGGGCGGUGGUCAAGGCGGUGGUCAAGGAGGUGGACAGGGCGGUGGACAGGGCGGUGGUCAAGGCGGUGGUCAAGGUGGAAACCAGGGAGGUAAAGGCGGAAACCAGGGCGGAAACCAGGGCGGCAACCAGGGCGGCAACCAAGGCGGAAACCAAGGUGGAAAUCAAGGAGGGAACAAGGGCGGUAACCAAGGAGGCAACUACGGAGGGGGGAACCAAGGUGGCUACGGAGGUGGGAACCAAGGCGGCUACGGAGGUGGGAACCAAGGCGGCUAUGGAGGCGGCAACCAGGGCGGCUAUGGAGGCGGCAACCAGGGCGGCUAUGGUGGCGGCAACCAGGGCGGCUAUGGUGGCGGCAACCAGGGCGGCAACCAGGGAGGUAAUCAGGGAGGUAAAGGCGGCAACCAAGGCGGCAACCAAGGUGGAAACCAAGGUGGAAACCAAGGCGGCAACCAGGGUGGCAAGGGCGGCAACCAAGGAGGGAAUCAGGGUGGUAAUCAAGGCGGCAACCAAGGAGGCAACAAGAACAACUAG